UAUAUAUUGUAUUUCUACGUGUUAUUUUGUUAGCUUGGAAGUAUAUCUUCGUUUUGAGUGUUGCACUUUAUAUUUUUUUGUUACUACUGAGUUUGUGAACGGCCAUAAUUGCAUAUAUACCGAUGUCUUUAUCAAAACAUUUUUGUAACAUUCAUUAUGACAUGACGACACACUUAUCCGAACAUUUCGACAGACGAUGAGGACUUCGAGCCUGGCGAGCUGACGGAAGAGAAGGGAGAUGCUUGGGAAGGAGAGGAUGAGGAAGAAAUCAAAGAAAAUUGGGAUGAUGAAGAAGAGGAACAAGACAAGCUUGACGAAACAGGUUGAUACCACAUAUUUCCUUCCCGUUUUGAGGAGUAACUUGGAAAACUACAACCAGGAUCCUGACCAAGCAGAUGCAAAACCAUCGACAACAGUUGUAAAGAAGAAGUCAACUGUGAAACAAAAGAUCUUAGAAAAGGAAAAGAAGAAGAAAGAAGAGCUGGCAAGAAAGGCAGAAUUGAAAGAGAAAGGACUAGAAGAUGAUGAUGAAGAUGAUGAUGAUGAGGAUUCAAUAUUUUCUUCAAAAUUGGAUGAAAAACUAAGAAACCAGAAAUUAGUAGAAAAAUCAGAUCUGGAGAUUGCAAAGGAUUUACUUGGUGACUGUACUGACGAACUUGAUAAUCCCGAUAAAACCAAUAAAGGAAAUGUAGAUAUCUUCAAUCCAACGAACGAAGAAGAAUUUAUUGAAUUAGCUAAAAUGUUGACAGAAAAGUUAUCUAAAUUGGAGUCAUUUGUAGAAUACACUGGAUUUUUAGAAGUUUUAUUUCGAGAUUUAGCUAGUGGAUUGAAGGCAGAAGAUGUUAAAAAGUUGGCCACUGUCGUUAAUGCCAUAGCAACUGAAAAGCAAAAGGCUCAAAAGGCUGCAAGUAAAAAGAAAAAAGGAAAGAAAGCAGCUUUAGGUGGUAGUAAUAAAGGUGCCAAGGGUGCUGAUCUAGAGGACUACUCUACCUAUGGUGAUGAUUAUGACUUCAUCUAGGAUAAAUAUAGUUACUAUAAUGUAAGUCAUAUGAAUAUAGGAAUGUGCCCAUAUACCAAAGUCUGAGUUCUGUAUCAUUGAGGAUACAGUCCGCAUUUGAGCUACACUAUGUUUACAUACAUGUCCAUGUCAAUCAACAAAACAUGUUUAUUACCUAGGAGCACUUGAUAGUGCAUGUGACAUUCAUGUGAUAUACAUGUGACAACGAAGCUAUCUAUGAGAGGAUGACUCAACUUCAUCCCAUUGAUAAUUUCCUACCCUCAUUAUUAAAGAGUUAUGUUGAUAUAACUGCAGAAAUCAAUUGCUGCUUUCCUUUGAAUCUUGCCAUUUUAUUGUUUUGUAGGAAACAUAUUUGUUUGCUUUAAAAAUAGUGAAAUUCUCACUCAAAGUUCAUUUAUAUUUAUCUUUAAGGAAGGACAAAAAUGUAGUUACAAUAAACUAAAGGUUUGGAAA
Messenger RNA from Xenia sp. Carnegie-2017, 1471 nucleotides. Its product is annotated as eukaryotic translation initiation factor 3 subunit J-like. Bases 239 to 1018 code for a protein of 259 amino acids. Gene Ontology annotation, molecular function: translation initiation factor activity. The transcript has 9 exons. The record is from RefSeq and is a predicted model, not a curated record. Gene Ontology annotation, cellular component: eukaryotic translation initiation factor 3 complex; cytoplasm. NCBI's taxonomy places the organism in Eukaryota, Metazoa, Cnidaria, Anthozoa, Malacalcyonacea, Xeniidae.